CAAAUAUACCACAUUGGUAAGUCUUACUUUUUCAGAAUGUAAGUUUUAAUUAAAUUAAACAUCACCUUUCAGAUCUAGCAGCCUGAUUGCAGAUGAAGACAACAGAUAACUAAUUAUUCAUAAUAUAAUUGCAAUGGAAAACAUUUUCAAGCACUGACAAUGUAAAAAGCUCUCUUUUAUUGUUCACCCAUGGUAAACACUGAAGGUUAACUGGUAUCUUUGAACCAUGGUAUCAGCUACUUGGGAUGACUGCAUCAUUUAGUUCCUUGCAAAAUAAAUAUAGCUCUAUCUUGUCUUAUUGCUAGAAUGAGGCAGUAUGACAAUGUAUGCUUUGCAGAAAUUUAAUAAACAGAUUAUAAUAGCUGUUAUCCUAGUCAUCCAUAAUUUAAUUUGUCAGUGCAUGAUAUUACAGCAAUCAUCAGAGAAAUUAUGAGGAGGUUGCAUCAAAGCUGGCAUAAACUAUGAAUCUUGCUCAUAUAAAAGUCAUGAAAACUAACCACUUAGAAAACAUUAAGUCAACUAAUAGUUCAGGCCAAAAUAUUAUUCCAUAGAUCUCCCAUUCUUAAAAAAAGGCAGCUUUUUCUGCUUCCUAUUUAAUGAUGCUGGUUACUGGUUAUGAUUAAUGCAGUGAAAAGUCUGAGUAGUUUUAGCACAAGAGUAAAGAAAGCAUGAUAGCCAGUUUUGGUGUAUUGGUUAAGACAUCAAGCUACUAUGAGUUCAAGCCCUGCCUUAGGCACAAAGCCUUGGGCCAGUAACUUUCUCUCAGUCCUAGGAAGAAGGCAACGGAAACUACUUACGAAAAAAUCUGGCCAAGAAAAUUGCAGGGGACUAGUCCAGGCAAUUUCUGAGAAUUAUAGUUCGUACAUGGGACAAAGAAAACAACUGCACGCAUCAAUUACUCCCUGAAUAUGUAGUUAAGGCAGACUUUGAGAGUUGGAUAGGGCCCUGGGACAGAUUUUGCCACUUGUGUCUAAAAACUAUCAGAAGAAUAAAUUAUGUAUAAAAACAGAUCUAUAACACGCGCAAUAGGGAUCCCACAUAAGAUCUUAUAAGCAUUGGAUCUCUCUAGUGAGUUUAACCACUGCACUGCAUUGUAAUCCUUACAAAUUAUUCAAAAUACUUGUUACGUACUGUUUAUAUCCAAGUUCAAUAUUUCCUGCAAAACUAAACGAACUUUCUAAAGUUACAUGAAACUGGUCCAACCAGCGUGGAGAGUUCUGUAGCUUCGAUAAUACUAUAGAAAUAAUUUCAAAAAAUAAACACGGAAACAAGGAGACAUAAUACUAAACAAACUCAGUAGAUUUUAGUAUAGUUAAGUAAAGAAGCCUCAUUGCUUUUCGUCCCGCUGUUCAUUAUUCGUUCUGCAAGUUGCAUAUUGUUGGUCAAGAACCCAAAUGAUCCUUGCCCAUCUUUCCACGGAGCCCCGAAAUGUACUUGGGUAAUACUGUAUUACUGACAAACAAUAAGCACGGAGUUUGUUUUUUUAAGAGUCAGUCAAGAGUUUUGAACCGUUUGUGCCAUCGCCCGUCAUUUCCCGAUGCUCGGCCAUGUGGCAUCGCUGUUUUCGACGAAGAGUCCUCGUUUGAAGGGCUGCUGCUCGCCCUAAAUUCAACAAGUCCCCUACUCUCGGUCUCCCUGCGCUGGAGGAACGCGCGAACUCUCCCUAGUGGAGAACCAGCGGCAGUUCCCGUCUCUUUUCCGGUGCGAAGCGCGCGCGCGCGCAUUCACAGCCCUACUCCCGCUCGCACCAGCAGACAGGCUGGCCGCACGCGCUCUCCUUUCUCUCGUGCAUUUCCUAAAGUAGGAGGAAAGCCAGCUUCUCCGAGUCCUCCGUCUGCAAAACUGGGGAAUGCUUCAAAGUGAACAGCUCUUGGAGUCAGGUUUGAAACCGGGAUUGCCGAAAACGGGAGCCCCGCCGCCGCUGCUCCCCUCCUCUUCUCCGCCUUUCUCCCUAUAACAGCCUCCCGCCCUCAUUUUAUUUUUUUAAUCAGAUCUGAGAUCUCAUUGGUGGGAGUUCAAUAAAUGAGGACAUUUCCAGGAUUGCGUGGCUUCUGCUGUUACUCUGGCACUGAAUUGCCUCCGCGACUCACGAAUGCAUUAAUGUUGGACUGCGAAAUCUAAUGAGGAAGAAGGAAAAAAGCAGGCGUUGAUAGUGGUUGGGGUCUACGGAAAGAUUUUUUCCUCUUUUUUUUUUUUAAAUCUCCUUGGUGUUAUCUUGCAGCAGAUGCUCUUGCGAGAGUGGAUCGUUCCUCUGCAAGCUUGCAGAAGUGAGCUGAUAGAGAUGCAUCAUCGCAAAGGAACUGCACUGACCUUUACUUAUUUCUAAGGAAACGCUGUAAGGCUAAGUAACAAGAUGGCCAAAGGAACCGAUCAUGAGAUGAGGAAUCUUUCAUCUCCAGCCUCACAGUCCCUCAAUGAUGAAAGUACCAUAGGAAGUGAGGAACCCAGCAAAUGCUUGCUUGGAGUCUCCGAGAGUGAAGUUGAUUCAGCAACAUCACUUGCCUUAGAAAUGAAAUAUGCAUUGGAUCCCAAUCGGCAAAUCAAGAAAAGAAACAAAGCCCUACAGGUGAGAUUCAAAGACAUCUGUGAGGCCCAGAAUGAGCAAAGGGACAAACAGCUCUCUUUGUUACAGCAGACUGACCAAAAGGAAGCAAAACCCAUCUCUUACAGAGCAACUUACCGAAAAUACAUGACAGUGCCUGCCCGAAGAUCAAUCCCGAAUGUUACUAAAAGUACAGGAGUUCAGACUUCGCCUGAACUUAAAAAGUGUUACCAGACCUUCCCUUUGGACCGGAAAAAGGGAAAUAUAAUCAAAAGCAUAGCUUCAGUGGACACUUUUCCAAGUCAAAACAACGGAUUCCUAAUUGAUGUUAAAGAGAAAGACAGCAAAAUCUCAGGAGAGGCUAUUCAGUGUAGCAAGAAAGUCACUGGAUUUGUGACAGCUGAAUUUAUUUCACAUACUAAUGAACGCAUGAAUACAAUAGAACCACCUUCCAAGGACAACUGUUUGGAGACAUGUAUAAGCACUGAUUUGCACAGCUGUAGUAAAGAACCUCUUUCUCUACAGGACUUUGCAGCUUCAGUUUUAGAAGAGGCUGAUUAUCAGCUGCAUGACAAAGCAAAACACCACACUGGGCCAUUGAGGUAUGAGGAAGCUAAUCCAGCCAGCCAAGGAAAAGUGUUCAAGACAGAAGUAGCUUCUGUCUACUUGCCUGCAUCUGGUUCACACACCUCACUGGCUGACCAGCAACACUUUGCAGCACCAGGGAAUGACUGGUCCCUGGAUCCAGCCAACAAGGAGGACAGAAAAAGAACUCUGCAUCUUAAUGGUCUGCAGUCACAAGCUGUAAGUACAGCUCAGGCCUAUUCCACACCGGCACAGUGCCAGUCUACCCUAUGUAACGAACAGACCCUUCAGGUAAAUGUUUCACCUAUGGAAGGAAAACAGCCUUGUCAGACAGCAGUUACUAUGAGUGAAGGAUGUCAACAAAUUGUGCCUCACACUGAAGUGGUAGAUUUGAAAGCACAGCUACAGAUGAUGGAGAAUCUGAUCAGCUCAAGUCAGGAAACCAUAAAGGUCUUGUUGGGUGUUAUUCAGGAGUUGGAAAAGGGAGAAGCUCAUAGAGAAGGAUAUUGUUCCAAGGGGGAAAACUUUAUGUCGAAAUCGGACCUUGACUAUGUAAUGAAAGCUUCUUCUCAUUUGUUGAGACUUGACCCAUUAAAGCUUUCAUAUCGGACUGGUCAAGACACAUCCAAUUGUGACACAUGUAGGAACAGUGCGUGUAUAAUCUAUAGUGUGGAAUUAGAUUUUAAGCAGCAAGAAGACAAACUUCAGCCAGUUCUGAGAAAACUUCAUCCUAUUGAGGAAACUCAGGUUGCACCUUUGCCUUAUUCUCAGGAGAGUUACUCCUCAACUCCCAAGCAAAAAUCCAAAACUGAAUCAAAAAAGCAUGGAAGAUGGAAACUCUGGUUUCUUUAACUAAAUCCGUAUUAUAUGGAAUUUUAAGAUCGCCUUCAUUUAAAAAAAAAAAACUACAUCCACAUGAACUUGUGGAGUUUUUAAAAAAGGAUCCUAAUAAUUUGGUGACUGUCAGCAAGUGUUACUCUGACAAUAUUAAGAAAGCAUUUUUUCUCACCAUAUGUACCAAAAAAGGCCUUUGUACCUAUGAAUGAACUUUCAGGAGUAAGGCAUUCAAAUUGCAUACCUUGUCAACUUUUUAUUUGAACUUCACCAUCGUAGGAUGUUAAAGAACCUUUAAAACCAGGAUAGAAAUUCGUGUUAGCAAAAGGAAAAAGUAUAAUUACUUGCCCACCAUUCUUUUGUUAAAAAUAACAGGUAAAUGUUAUUUUUCAGAAUCCAGAUUUUGUUUUGAUUCUUUGGUUUCUCCCCUGAGAUUGUUCACUGUACAUUUAAUUUUCCACAGAUCCUGGGGUGGGUAGAACCAUUUUCAGCACAUAGAUACCCUGAGGAAAGCACAAUAUUUUCAAUGGUCUGAGACCAUGAAUAAUCUUUGAAAUGUGAUUAUGUGUAUACUUGCCUUUAUGUGCUGUAGCAUUAUGCCAAGUGAUUGCACCUCAGUGAAAUGCUGGCACCUUUAAUUUACUGUCAUUUUCAUCACAUAACCUACUGCUCACUUUAAAUGGUGAGCAGUCAAAAGCCACCUAAAGUCAGGGCAUGCCUUUAAUUACUGGCAGUUGACAGGGUCAAAGCUAAGGACGCUAAGCUCUCUUAGAUAUUAUUUUUAAUCUGUUGGUACCCAACAGCUGAAAUUAUGUUCUGGCACCAUAUUUGGAAUGAGGGAAAGAGGGAAGGGAAGAGAUGCAUAACAGUAAGUAACAGAUCACUGGCAGCUGCCGCAAUUUAAUACACUUUUGUAAUUUAGUCUCAAGAAAACACUAUACUCUCUUGACACACUGUGCCAGAAAUUUUAUAAUGUAUUGUGUUUUGCCUUUUAAGAGUUCACAAGAGCCUGACAGCUUUGCACAUUAAAGGAAGAUACUGAACCAUCCUAAUCCUUCUACUAAAAUAGUAUUAGCAAAUGAGAAGGUUGAAUGAAAAUGUUGUGCAAUUAACAGUUUAAGAGUAAUUACACAAAUUGAACAAAAGCUCUACUAGUUAUUUUUAGACACUUUAAUUCCCAUCAGUUUCACUGACAGGAUCAAGCACAUAACUGUCCAUUAUUUAAAUAAUAUCUCAGAAAAAUUACUCUGUAAGCUUUCUUUGGAGAUUUCCCCCCCCCUUUUUUUUUUAUACUUCCAUUCCAAUUUCAAUAAGGUAUCUGGGAAGUUCUGGGUACAUAGUUUAUCUAAAAUCAUACAAGUUCUUUUUUCAUAACUAUAAAGCAGAAUAAAGUGACAAAUACUGUUUUAUUGGUGGAAAUCUCCAGUGAAAAAAAUAAUGCAGAUGUACUACAAUCACUUACUUCAAUAUUUAAACCUACAUUCAUGUUAUAUAUUUUAUAUUGAGUUUUAUUAAAAAAUAUAAUUUGGUUGUUUUAUGGAAAAAUAUCUGAGAUCUGCUUAUGAAAAUACAAUUGAUACAUGAGUUAUGAUCAACUUCAAAAUUCCCCUGUUAUUCUAUAACUCAUUUUCUACUAAUACUCCAAGAGGGCUACCAAUGACUAUUGUAAGGAAGUAUUUCUGAAUUUUAUUUUUAGUAUUUUUAAUUUCUUUUUCAGAAAGUGCAAGGCUCAGAAAGUCAUUUUGAUGCUACUGGAAAAGCGUGAAUAUUUAUAUUGGAAAGGAAUGGAAUUAAACAUAAUAAAUUUUACAGUCUUUUAAAUUAAAGUUCAUAACUUUAAUUGAUCCCAACAUACUUUAGAAUCUAAUCCCAAAUAUAAUUGUCGGUAUCGUUCUUACUAAUUCCAAGACACAUUUUUCAAAAAUAAAUAUCUACAUAGAU
Molecule: messenger RNA, 5902 nt
Organism: Crotalus tigris (Tiger rattlesnake)
Lineage: Eukaryota; Metazoa; Chordata; Lepidosauria; Squamata; Viperidae
Gene: INSYN2A
Product: inhibitory synaptic factor 2A
Exons: 6
Coding region: 2354-3979 (541 amino acids)
Biological process (GO): inhibitory postsynaptic potential
Cellular component (GO): postsynaptic density
Source: RefSeq, a predicted model, not a curated record